Molecule: messenger RNA, 2422 nt
Organism: Ostrea edulis (European flat oyster)
Lineage: Eukaryota; Metazoa; Mollusca; Bivalvia; Ostreida; Ostreidae
Product: UPF0561 protein C2orf68 homolog
Exons: 4
Coding region: 32-421 (129 amino acids)
Source: RefSeq, a predicted model, not a curated record
GAAAUAAUUAAAGUAUGACUUCUUUUUUAAAAUGGCUGCCGGAUUGCGAUCCAAACUUGAUAUGAGACAUGGUUUUAUGAAAAGUAUUAUACAAAAUCAAGUAGAUAGAGACACAUAUGAUAAGGAAAUCAAAGCAAAACUCACUGAUAAACCCAAGCCUAAACAGAAUAAACAGAAGAAACCAGACAUCCAUGUUUAUGUUCCACCAACAAAGUUAAAAGAAAUGUUUGUUCUGGAGUUUGAAGACAAGGAUGGCUCUGUCUACUCAACAUCAGUGUACAAGAAUGAUAGUGCAAGUGCAAUUGCUCAGAAAAUUGGAGAAGAGAGAAAUUUACCUGCAGACUACAUAGCAGUAUUACAGGAACGUUUACACUACGAAAUAUCCACUCGGGAAGGCCUCACGGCUGACCCAAACAGCUGACUGUCCGCCCUGUAACCAAUCCAAGGUGAUUUAUAAUGGAACAAGAUGCAGUUUCUGCCAGUUGCAGCCUUGUGUGGUGCAGAACAUUCCAUUGUGUUGAUAUGCGGAUGUGUGGUGGUGUUGUUUCUCCCAAGUGAUGAAGAACUGUGUCUGAAUUUGAAAUUUCAGAUUGUAUGGAGUUUUGAAAGACAAACUUGAGUGUUUAGCUUUAGAUUGCCUUCUUGUACUGAACAGUAACUAACAUUCUCAAUGCUUUUUAUUUGAAUUUCAUUGGUCUGAUUAAGAUCAAAUCUCUCACUUGGCAUCAUUGCAAAUGAAGAUUAAGAUUGGCCUUGUCCUUCUGUCUGGUUAAGAAGUUUUUGUAGAAGUUAUAUUUGAUUACUUGCGGAAGCUGAAUUAACAAACACUAUUGAUGAGUACAUGCAUUGUUUAGUUGAUAAUGAGGUCAAAAGGUUAAUCAAACAGAAGUAUUGUUACAGGAAAACAGUUGCUUGGCUUUGAGUGAUAUCCGGGCCAGGGUUGGCAAAAGAGUGGUCAAUAUGAGUAUUGACCGGGCCGGUGGUCAAUACUGUUUAAAACCGGUCAAUACUUGUCGAUUGAAGAUUAUUUGGUCAUUAUAGUCUGUCUGUGUUAUUUAUUUUAAAUGUUUAAGUGACCAUUAUGGUAAAUACUGUAAUUCAUAAUAUGCACUAUCAGUUUAUAAUAUACUUAUAAGUUAUAAUAUUAAAUAAAUAAUGUACAAAUGACUCUGUUGAAUUGGGGAAGAUGUGAAAGUUUCUGUUCAAAUUCCUUAGUUUAACAAGAACUACCUAUAAGUAUUGUUUCAUCAAUCUUCAUUUACUGUUGAAUAAACAUUUGAGGGGGUGGGUUGGUGAUGUUUUCAUAACAAUAACAGGCACACUGGUCAUCUCUGGUCCCAGCCUAUGCUUAUUAACUCCUGUCAACUCUGCUUCCUGUGCUCAGGUAAUGUCCAGCUACCUUUUAUUCUUAAUAUGUCCAGAUACAUUUAUUAAGAGGUCUGUCUCCAAUCGUCAAGCUAUGCACAGGGGCUAAGCCCGUUUUAGGCCCGAACUCUGUGAUAUACCAUAAAUAUAUUUAUGGUAUAUAAUAUCACAGAGUUCGGGCCCAAAACGGGCUUAGCCCCUGUGAAGCUAUGCUAUAGAACUGUGACCCUCUGGUAGGUACUGAAGAUAUUUCGGUCAGUUUCAGCAAACCAAAUAUGUUAAACUUUUGAAAUUAAAUUUGAUUAUCUAAUGAAAAAUAUUAAUCAACAAUUGAUCCAUAUAAUGAAAAGACUUGAUUUAUCUUUAUCUUUGCAAGAAAUGUACAAAAAUAGGAAAAUGGACAAUAUAAAUCACAAUUGACCACUUGGGGAGUAUUGACCAGGACAGUUAACCGCCCAAGCCUGGAUAUCCCUUCACAACUGAAGUCACCAUACUUAGCCCAAACUCAUCACAGAAUGAGGAAAAUUACCAUUGAUUCAGAGGUUAAAAAAAAAAAAUGUCAAGUAAAAUGGGCUUUUGACAUGGAAAAACAGUUUCUGGACCAUAAACGAUUUCCCUUUUCACCUGAAGCGAACAUACAUAUGAUAUCCCUCUGACUUGUCAUGGAAAAAGGAUGAUUGUUAUCAAUUUUACAGUUUUCAAAUCUAUCUAGAUUUAGGACUGCCCUAUAGGGGGUAUUAAAGGACAGUACUAGUUCUGAUUGCCUGUACAUGGUUCCCCACGUAGCGUCAAUGACAAUCAAAACAAAGGGAACAAAGUGAGAGAUUUCAUUUUUCAGACAGGUACAUCAUCUGUAAAGUGUGCUUGUGAUCUUCUAGGGUGAAGUGUUCUUUGUAACAUUGAUAUUGUUUUAUUUUUGUUUUUGAUUUCAAGCAAUCCACUCAGUCUAUGUACUUUCAUAGUUUAAGGUUUUUGAAAUAUGUUUAUGAUUAGCCGAUUUGUUGAAAUUUAUUCUAACACACAGAAGUGGAAAUAAAACUGCAUUUGUUGAAUUAGA